Messenger RNA from Puntigrus tetrazona (Sumatra barb), 4807 nucleotides. RefSeq names its product SLC2A4 regulator (gene slc2a4rg). Gene Ontology annotation, biological process: regulation of transcription by RNA polymerase II. Gene Ontology annotation, molecular function: DNA-binding transcription factor activity; RNA polymerase II cis-regulatory region sequence-specific DNA binding. Lineage: Eukaryota; Metazoa; Chordata; Actinopteri; Cypriniformes; Cyprinidae. The transcript is spliced from 9 exons. The record is from RefSeq and is a predicted model, not a curated record. Bases 212 to 1660 code for a protein of 482 amino acids. Gene Ontology annotation, cellular component: nucleus.
AGUGGGCGUGGCGUCAGGCUCGGCGAGAGAGAAAAGCAAAACAAUCAUUUUUAUCCCCUUUUACCGGCUGCUUUUAGGAUCCGUAGUGAAUACGCUCUCGGCAGGGAGGCGUAGUCCACACAAUACUGUUAAAUGCAUCUUAUCCCGCUCAGCACUAAAAUCGACCGAAAACUGGUGAUUUUGCUUUAGUUGCGUUUGAUCCAGGUUGAGAAUGACUUCCAAGCGGCUCCUCGAUCAGCCUCGAGCCGGCGACAGCACGCACGAGGGGGGCGAGCCUGUCACUGGCAAGGCGUUUAAAACGAACGCGCUGCAUGAAGGUGCUUUAAAGAACUUUAGCAAGGAAAUCUCUCCAAAUGGACAUUAUUAUACCUCAGCGAGAGAGCGGCACUACAUUCACAAGAAAUUCGCGUGUGGCAGAGAGGAGGACGAACAGAGCUCAGGUGGGGUCAUUAAACAUAGCUGCCCUGCUCAUCGCCUGAUCCUGAAUGGCAUCAGGCUGCAAGACCAAACCCACACAGAGGUUCGGAGCCCAGUAAGAGGGCCUGGGGAGCCAGGAUGUCGCCUGCCGUCUCCAGAGACAGCGCACCCGCUCACGUCCUCCAUCAUCCCCGUCCCACACAACAGGAGGCCUUCUGGUCUUGCUGAUAAAGAGGUGAUGGCCGCCGCCGUCCUGACCACGCUGUCCACCAGCCCGUUGGUGCUCAACCCUUCCUCCGGUGCCUCAGGUGCAGAUUUGGCUGGUAAAGGCUGGAAGGAGAGCCUGUCUGCCAGCUACAGCAGCUCUACCAGUGGGAACUGGAGCUGGGAUGCCAGCGACCAAUCGGUGCCCUCCACUCCGUCCCCGCCCCUCUCCAACGAUCCCGGCAAGAGCUUCCUGCUUUCCUCCCAGAGUGAUGACAACAUUGAGGAAACCGAGAGCACACACUUCCUGUUUGAGGACCCCAUCCCCAGAAAAAGAAAGAACUCCAUGAAGGUGAUGUUUAAGUGUCUGUGGAAGAACUGUGAAAAAGUCCUCAGCACUUCCUCAGGGAUCCAGCGCCACAUCCGCACCGUCCACCUGGGGCGAAAUGGAGAUUCGGACUACAGCGACGGCGAGGAGGAUUUCUACUACUCUGAAAUCGAGGUGAACAUGGACACGCUCUCGGAGGGGCUGUCCAACCUCACCCCCACCUCGCCUACCACGUCCGGCCCGGCCCCCAUCUUCCCCGUCUUGACUUGUGAAGCGCCUCGAUCGGAGCCCGCCCACGUGAUCCACACCCCGCUCAGCCAAUCGGCACCCUCGGCGCUGUGCCACAUCCGCACUGACCACGCCUACCAGGCUACAACCCCUGUCAGCAUUCCCAGCAUGCCCUCUGAACCGCCUCACAGUGAGGAUAGGAUUAGUGUAUCCUGGCAGUCGCCCCCUGUCAUAUAUAAAGGUCUACCGGGCCCGAUGACUCAAAUCCGCACUGUUAGCAUCGGUGAGAAGAGACAGCCUGUUAACCACACCACUGUCAGCAAAACACACACCAACACCACCUCCACUUCCAAACCCACUACUGGAGCCAGGAAACCGCGUGGCGAAGCCAAGAAAUGCCGAAAGGUUUAUGGCAUGGAGAAGAGGGACUUGUGGUGCACGGCGUGCCGCUGGAAGAAGGCCUGCCAGCGCUUCACUGACUGAGCUUUAUCCCGUACCCCACCUUCAAAACGUGCUCGUUCAUAGCGGCUGUUCCACGGACAGAGCGCCGAUGUCGAGAGCCGAGAUGUGUCCGUCUGAGGCAUGUGGCUUUUUAAACGUCACCGAUUCCUCCAGGCCACAAGGGGUGCUCUUUUCUUACCCACUUCCAUAGUGGAACACUGAGACUUUUAUUCAGAAAAACAAAAACCUGAUAAAAAGCAAAAAAAAAAAAGAUAAGAAUUUUGAAAAAAAAAGCUUUUGCUGCAUUGCAUAUUAAGGCAAAAAGAAGUUUUUUCUUAAGUAAUCCAGAAACAAAACAUUCAAAGCAGAUUUUCCAUACUUCAUGUUUUGUGUGCGUUCUGUGUGGAAGACAGCUAAUGAUUUUUCAUGAUUUUAAGUGUGGCAGACUUUAUACCUGGCAGUUUUUACUGUUAAAAUCCCUGUUGAGCUAUUUUUGAUGGGUAUUAUUGAGUAUUUUAAACAGUUAACCACCUUACGUUUGCCCUUGCGACUCCAAACACAUUUAUGUGGACGUGAUUUAAGCUUCAAUCAACCUGCUUUUCGUUCCAAAUCGAACCGUUUCUGGACUUACCUCUUCGUUUUGCCUACAAGCACUUUUUAACGGCCAUUUUGAUUUUGAUCAAGCGGAGUACAGUCUAGCGUUGCAUCGCAGUCUAGCGUUGAGCGUUUUAGCAAAUAGUCAAGAACUGUUUCAACACAUAUUGCUAAAGUAAUACCUCUAAACAAGAAUGAGCCUUUUCCGGAGAGAGCCUUUAGUGUACUUCAGCGCGAGUAGUUGUAGUGCAGGAAUGUAAAAUGGCUUCUCUCUCCCAAACUAUUCUGUCCCUCACAGAUCAACCAGCCUCUUCAUAAGCUACGAGGUUUAUUCCUGUCGGUCCACAGUAUUAAUUCAAUGGCAGGCACUUUAACCGGCCAAACUUCGGAUUUAACAGACAAUCUGCUGUCGAGGGAAGUCAUCCCGGUCUAAUGUGAUCCGUAAAUCGAGCGGUUUCCUGCAAUUCGGGCCACGAUAUGCUUCCUAAGGAACUAUGGGCUUCUCAUUCAGCAUACGGAUGUUAUUCACGUAAAGGAAACGCUUGCUCUGAGAACGUGUAGACGUCUUCCACUGAGCUUUCUUUUCACAUCGAGGUGAUCGUGUGGCGUCUUUCGUGCACUGCGCUACCUGACCCUCGCCUACAAAUACCUACACAUCGAGAUCCGUUUGGGAAUAAAAAUGGCUUGUUUUCUUAAAAAAUGUGGCGAAAUUAAGCGAGUUUAUGCUUGAACUGAGAAAAAAAAAAAGUUAGUCCUUCUUUCUUCUGGCUUUAAACAUACUCUCGCUUACUGUUAUGUGUUUUCAGGAAAUAAGUCAUGAAAUCCAAAUAAAUGUAUAGAGGGUUCAAAUAUUUGUACUGGAAAUCAAGACUCUCUCUCUUUGUACAUAUGUAUCAGUUCUUUUGCAGUGAACCUUUCAAAGACUCAAAUUAUUUCUUAAAAAAAGAAACUAACUCUAAUUCUAGCUUUUUUAGCGUUAUAUCAAGGUAUGGGAAUUAAAUCAUGUUUAAGCUUUCAUCCGAUCAACCAAUCAAAAUGUAGCUCCCAAAAACCGUAGCAGUUUUAACCAUUUAAGAUGGGACUCAAAGAAACAAUUGGACAGGUGCGUAAUUGCCAAAUGAUCGAAUCCAUCAAAAAAAAUUUGUCCAGCCACAGCUUACAGCAGCUUUGCCUUCUCUUUCCCGGUGGUCAGAAAGGAAAGAGCGUCCCUCUCAUGAUCACAACUUUCACUAAGUGCCAAUGAGAAGAACAAGAGGGGAAAAUAUAAUUGCACUAACUUGUACUGCACAAAACGUAUAUUUUUAUGUACCUUUUUUUUUUUUUUUUUUUUUUUACGCAGAAAUUGAAGUUUUUAAAAAGCAAUUGCUUAAUGGUUGCCUGGCGACCGCCGCGGUUCUCUCAUCGGGUCAGGGAUGGGGUCUUUCUUUUUUUUUUUUUUUUACUGACCCUGCAAAUAUAAGCUUACUUGGCGGUACUUGGCGGCAUCGUGUCGGUUAGGGGCUCGCGGCGCGUGGCGUCGGUCACGUGGCGUCGGUCACGUGGCUAUCAUUCAGGCUUGUUUCUAGGGAACGUCACUGUCUCGAUUUAAAAUGAAGAUCGUUUCCUACGUUCAACAUCGCAUUCGUCUUCGUAGGACGAGGGUCGUGGGAAGGUUUGAGGCGUUAAGAAUCAGGCAGCGACGCUUUAAAUACGUUAAUCAGUUUCAUGGCUUUGAUAACAUAAAAUCUAUACGAGAAUGCCUUUUUUGUUAAAUGUCACUGUAGUGAAUAUAACGUGUAUAUAUUCAUUGUAUAUUUUGGGCUGAGGGGAAAAAAAGCAUCAACGAAUGUACAAUCUACAAAAUGAAUUCAUCGGAGUUUGUCUCGCGCGGAUUUCUUUCAUAUCAAGUAACGUUAGUUAGAACCACUCAGUGUUUUUUUUCUUUGGUUUUCAUUUUCAGUGGGCGCUCGCAUUGAAGCGUUUUUCGUUGUUUUGUGGAUUAGCGAAUGAGUACAUCGUGGAGCAUGUACUAUAUUGUGAGGCAGGAGGGACGUUACUAUGUGGAUCAUUGCGUCAUUCUGCCCUGCACAUUCCCAUCACUUUGAUGAUUUUACGUUAGUUUGUCUGAGCCUUUGUCUGUCCGUUCCCAAUAAUCUAACUUCACUGACUGCCUGUUGCUUUUCAGCCAGGAUAUUAAGCUAAACACCCAAGAAAAUGUGUAGAAACUCCACUUUCUUUCUUUGUAACAUUUUCCGAACGUUUCAGUGUUCAGAAAGCAUCAUAAUAACCCUACUAUUCAAUACAGCUCAUACGAUUUCUCUUUUUAGAACAACUCUUUGGGCCUUGUUUAACUCUUGAGGUCUCGUCAAGGCCUUUUUUUUUUUUCAUUGUUCUUCUUUGGUUGAAAUUUGAUGCAUGUCUUGUAUCAUCUUUGUACUAUCUUGCUUUAUUGGAACCAUUAUUGUUUUUCAGAAGUUGACAGUGACGUGUCUAGAGUUGAGUGAAUGAACGAGAGGAUGGAGGUGUUUCUGGUGUUGACUUUCAGGUCGGUUGGUGACGAGAGUGUGAUUUCUGUGGCUGUAACGUGGAGAUUGAAAUAAACGUGGAUUUCAGGAA